GGCGCGGCGGCGGCGGCGGUGGUCUUCAUCAUGGCGGCUUCCAUCUCGGGCUACACGUUCAGUUCUGUCUGCUACUACAGCGCCAACAGCAGUGCCGACCACGAAGGAUUUCUGCUAGGAGAGGUGAGGCAGGAGGAGACCUUUAGCAUUAGUGAUUCACAGAUCAGCAACACUGAAUUUCUACAAGUGAUUGAAGUCCAUAACCAUGAGCCUUGUUCAAAACUCUUUAGCUUUUAUGACUAUGCAGGCAAGGUUAAUGAGGAGAGUUUGGACAGGAUUCUUAAAGACCAAAGAAAAAACGUUAUUGGAUGGUACAGAUUUAGGAGAAACACUCAGCAGCAAAUGUCAUACAGAGAACACAUUAUUCACAAACAGCUGACACACAUCCUUGGAGUGCCUGAUCUUGUCUUCCUCCUCUUCAGCUUCAUUUCCACUGCAAAUAACUCCACACAUGCUUUAGAAUAUGUGCUUUUUAGACCAAACCGAAGGUAUAAUCAAAGGGUGUCACUUACUAUUCCCAAUCUAGGCAACACUAGUCAACAGGAAUACAAAGUUUCUUCAGUGCCAAAUACUUCUCAGAAUUAUGCCAAAGUUAUUAAGGAACAUGGUACUGAUUUUUUUGACAAAGAUGGAGUGAUGAAGGACAUCAGGGCUAUAUAUCAGGUUUACAAUGCACUUCAGGAAAAAGUACAGGCAGUAUGUAUAGAUGUAGAAAAAAGUGAGCGUGUUGUUGAAUCUUUUCAAGCUGAUGUAAACAAGUUAAGAAGGCAAAUCGCACAAAAGAAAAGUGAGAAAGAGCAAGAAAUAAGAAUGCAGCAGGCAAUUUUAAGCAGGCAGAUGCCAACAGAUAACUUGGAACCUAUGUUUGUUCCACGAAUGUCCUACACUGGGUUUGCUGUGGAAGGCUGCACGCUUGAAGAUUCAGAUGUCUCUGAUCCUCCCCCUCCAUAUUCUGAUUUUAAUGCAACCAGUCAAGAAAGUACUGUUGGUCACAGUCUCCUGGAAAGCAACAUUUUUAUGCCUCGACCUCAAGCAGUAGGCUCUUCCAGUUAUGUUUCCACAAACGUAGGAUUGAAAUAUUCUGGUAAUGGAGCACCCAUGCCAUCUUCCCAAAGAGCGGUUGGUGACAAUGUUGAUGAAUCAGAAGACAGUGAUUAUGAAAACUUGCUUGAACCUACAGAGUCAUCUGACAGUGAAUACUCACAGACAAGGGAUUCACGACCUUCAGCACAUCCUGGUGGAGAUUCCAGGAACACUCAAACUUCUCAGAUUUGAUGGCGGGGGAGAAGACAUCCACGUGACACUGCAUCAGUACAAAGUGCACAUACAGGAGUUAAUGACUGCCAGAAGUAGUAAAUCCCGUCACCAUUGGACUUUGGAGCCUGCAAAUUACAAGCGUCAGAGACUGCUUCUUGGUUUAUUUGCAUCUGAGUCUUGGAUGUACACUUCUAGAUGAGUUACUCUGUUAUGUAAUAAACAGGGGAGAAGGUAGGAGAAGAUUAUUUGGAGAGUCCCCUGGGUUUAUUACCUCUUUUUUCUCUGGGUGAAAUGUGUAAAUGAUUAUUUUAAUUUGAAUUUGAACUCCUUGUCAGCAGAUUGUUGUUUGGGACAAAUGAAAUGUGGUAUAUUUAGAGAAUUUCAUGUUCAGAUGCACUUAUUUUUAUUUAAAUCCUGCUUGUAUGUUAACGUUGCCCAAAAUAUGUGAAACUGUGCCACUGAGAAGUUUGUCUUACUGGACUUUAUCCCUGAUCUGUAAAUGAGAAAAUGCCCCUUUUAGGAUGAGGUUAUCUUAAGCAUUUAUGGCUUGGAGGUGUAAAUAACCACUUCUUCAGUUUACACCCAGGAGAACAAAGCAGUCACUUAAUUUAAAUAUACCUGAUUUACAAAAGACUAAAAUGUCAGUCUGUAUUGUCUGUGUAGGCAAAAGUCUGUUCAUAGCCUCUCCUCGAGCAAAAUGACUGGGGAAAAAAAGAGGAUAUUGAAGUCACCACUCUUCUGGUGAGUGAUUCCACCUUUAAACAGCCAGUGGUCUGGUUUAACUCUUUUACAUUAUUCUCAUUAGCCUUAACUGGGUGCAUUUUUUGUCUUGGAGUGGUGCAAUCCACUUAACAGAGACCAUGCUGUUGUGUUAUUGCAGGCUCUCUGCAGGCACCUGUGGGUCAGGCCCAGAGACUUGUGUGUAUUGAAAUCGGGACUGACAAGGUGGCAACAAACGGGUUUGGUUUUAUUCUGCACAGAAACCUGCAAAAUGUACAUCUCUGACACAGCAGUUAAAUGGGACAAUAAAAUCUUACUUAAU
This is a messenger RNA of Dryobates pubescens (Downy woodpecker), 2299 nucleotides long. It is a transcript of the gene ABRAXAS2, whose product is annotated as abraxas 2, BRISC complex subunit. Gene Ontology annotation, biological process: mitotic spindle assembly; attachment of spindle microtubules to kinetochore; protein K63-linked deubiquitination. NCBI's taxonomy places the organism in Eukaryota, Metazoa, Chordata, Aves, Piciformes, Picidae. The coding region runs from base 31 to 1275 and encodes 414 amino acids. The transcript is spliced from 10 exons. Gene Ontology annotation, molecular function: polyubiquitin modification-dependent protein binding; microtubule binding. Gene Ontology annotation, cellular component: nucleus. The record is from RefSeq and is a predicted model, not a curated record.